Molecule: messenger RNA, 702 nt
Organism: Salvelinus fontinalis (brook trout)
Lineage: Eukaryota; Metazoa; Chordata; Actinopteri; Salmoniformes; Salmonidae
Product: trace amine-associated receptor 6-like
Exons: 5
Coding region: 1-702 (233 amino acids)
Biological process (GO): G protein-coupled receptor signaling pathway
Cellular component (GO): membrane
Molecular function (GO): trace-amine receptor activity
Source: RefSeq, a predicted model, not a curated record
AUGGGUCCCGAAUGUACGGGAGAUUCCGGAGGCGCCGGAGUGAAGGAUGACUCCGGCAGCGCCGGACAGGCGGGAGGCUCCGGCAGCGCCGAACAGGCGGGAGGCUCCGGCAGCGCCGAACAGAAGAUACAGUUUGUACAGGGCUCUGGAGACGCACUGGUAGCUUACCAAACAAAAUAUGAAGAUGUUCAAUACUGUUUUCAAGAUGGAAACUCUUCUUGCAGAAAGGCUUUGCUAUCGACAUCUAUCUACAUAACACUGUACAUCUUCUUCUCAUUGAUUUCAGCAGUUACAGUAUUUUUGAACGUACUGGUGAUCGUCUCCAUCUCUCACUUCAAGCAGCUCCACACUCCAACCAACCUGCUCAUCGUAUCUCUGGCAGUGUCAGAUCUGCUGGUGGGACUGAUUGUGAUACCAGUAACGACGGUAGCGAUAAUGGAACCAUGCUGGGGUUUUGGGGAAUAUUUCUGUGUGUUUUAUUUCUACAUCACUUGUUUAUGUGCAUCUUUAUCUCUGGGCAAUUUGGUCUUGAUAUCUAUUGACCGCUAUGUUGCUGUGUGUGAUCCCUUAUUAUACCACUCUAAAAUAACAAUAACAAGAAUUAUGUGUUGCUUAUCCAUUACCUGGUGUUUUUGUACCAUAUACAAUGCUGCUAUUAUAAACAUUUUUGUAAAUGUACAGAUACCAAAUUUGUUUGAGUAA